Messenger RNA from Bicyclus anynana (squinting bush brown), 1647 nucleotides. It is a transcript of the gene Rga, whose product is annotated as regulator of gene activity. The record is from RefSeq and is a predicted model, not a curated record. Lineage: Eukaryota; Metazoa; Arthropoda; Insecta; Lepidoptera; Nymphalidae. The transcript is spliced from 9 exons. Gene Ontology annotation, cellular component: CCR4-NOT core complex; P-body. Gene Ontology annotation, biological process: regulation of stem cell population maintenance; regulation of DNA-templated transcription; nuclear-transcribed mRNA poly(A) tail shortening. The coding region runs from base 365 to 1600 and encodes 411 amino acids.
AAGUGUGAGCGAUUAAUGUGAACUUGUUUCCGCAUUUAACAAUAUGGCUGCCAGUUGUUUAGGGUAAUGUGGCGUUCGACAAAUCUGAGUGAAAUUGUUUUAAUUUAUUUUAGCCACGUAAAGAUGUAUAAAGAUUUAAGAGUUUUAUAGCAGUGAUUCAUGGAAAAGCUGCAAUAAAUAUACUUUAAGUUGGUGAAUAAAAUUCUGAAUGCGGAGAAAUUGUCUUAAAAAUUGAACAGUCAACAAACUUUUGUUUGUUUCGUCGAGUGGAUAUAUUUAAUUCUCUUGGAUGAGACUUGAUUAUGAACCAACCAUAAGGUUAUUAAAUUAGUGAAACAGGGACUGACUUGAAACACAUUAGGUUAUGGCAAACUUGAAUUUCCAACAAGCUCCUAGAAGCCUAGCAAGCGGCGGCGUCGGUGGGCGCGUGGGCGCGGGACUCGUGGGCGGCGUGUCUGGGCAUGUGACGCCCACGUUCGGUGGCGCGCUGUCGCCCGGGCGCGCCACUGCUAUGCCCGGGGGCGCGCCGCCCUCCAUGGCCUCGCGGUCGACGCUGUUUGGACAGCGCGCCUUUGCAGACAGGCGGGUGCCCAUGCCGACUCCCCUAUCACAGGCCAACUCUAAUUCUAUGUCGAGUAUGGCGAAUCUGUCUCGUUUCAACGCGGGGAACAACUACCACUCCGUGUUCGGCGAGGGCGGGGACACGUCGACGCCGCCGCUGCUGGACCUCAGCGAGUUCCCCUCGCUCACGGCGCGCGGCGCGGGCGACCAGGCGCCCACCGCGGCCCCACCGCCCCCCGGCUCUAAACCUUACGUGGGUAUGGUGAAGCAGCCAACGUCGGAGCAGUCGGAGUUCACGAUGUCCUCGGAGGACUUCCCUGCGCUACCGGGCACGUCGGCGGGGACCCACGUGCCCGACAAACCCGCAGAGUACACGCACGCGCCUGACAAGCCCGUGCGCAAGGGCAUACAGACUUCGCCUGACGUUAUCACUCAAGGAGCGCAUAUGGAAUACUAUGGCAAAGUGACGAAUAUACCGGAGACGAUGAUUCCUAACCAGUAUGGCAUAGUGGGGCUGUUGACCUUCAUCCGCGCGGCGGAGUCGGACCCCAGCCUGGUCUCGCUGGCGCUGGGACAGGACCUCACAGCGCUGGGCCUUAAUUUAAAUUCACCGGACAAUUUGUACCUUACCUUCGCUGGACCUUGGGCGGACACACCCUGCAGGCCACAAGAUAUGGACUACCACGUGCCGCCCGAGUACCUCAUAAACGGCUCGAUCAGAGAAAAGCUGGCGCCCCUCCGCCUCAGCCGGUACAAAGAGGACCUCCUGUUCUACCUGUUCUACUGCUUCGUGGGCGACGUGCUGCAGAUCGCGGCCGCGGCGGAGCUAUACAACCGCGAGUGGCGGUAUCACAUGGAGGAGAAGGUGUGGAUCUCGCAGGCGCCCGGCAUGCCCAUGGUGGAGAAGACGAGCACUUACGAGCGCGGCACGUAUUACUUCUUCGACGCGCACAACUGGAGAAAGGUGGCGAAGGAAUUCCACUUAGAUUACAGCAAGCUGGAGGGUCGGCCGCAGUUGCCGCCGCACGUGCUCACGUAGCGCGCCCAAACCUAAUGUAGUUUUGUUAUAUAAAAGUACAAGUUAAA